GCGAGCCAGACUGACACGCGCUUGAUUCCAUUCUUCUGCACUUCAGGAAAUGAAUUGGUCGUGAUUGUGAUGGGUUUUGUUAUUGUAUCGUUUGUUACAAAGAGGCAUUGAGUAAUAUUGUUGCUGAUAGAAAACAGUUGAACUGCGCAGAGUUCAGCUCAGUCGAAGCAGGAGCAAGGAGAGGACAGAAAGCCGAGGGAGCGGUGUGGGCUUUAGUAUGUUUCAACCGAUCGCCAAUCGCCAAUUUCACCGGUAGGACUCAUGGUUAGGAGAAAGAAGACGUCGCCUACUUCUGAAGAGCUUGAAAAUGGCAUGACACCGGGCUCCAGGGAGGGGAUCGGUGUCGAUGGGAGGAGGAAUCCGUCCAGAAAGCCCGAAGGUUGCGACGAGGAGGAGAACGGAGAGCAGGCGAGCGAGGAGCGCAGUACAAAGGGAGACGACCGAGUGGAAAUUCUUAAUCCAUCAGCCCCGGGUCUCAGCUCCGGUUCUGCCCCGGUCCUGCCCGCCGCUCUGCCGAACCGAACCGGGCUAGGCACGAACCAGCAGUCCCAGAACUCGGCAGAACCCGCCCCUCCGUGUCACGACCAGCAUCAUUUUCUACGAUCCAGCGUUCGACCUCCGAGCAAACGGAUACGGAAGGAUUCCGUCGGCUCGGCCAUCAAUGGACAUGGCGGGGCAAAAUCGAAAGGGGCAGAAAAUGGAUCUUCAUCAUCCCAAGCGGCUGUGGGACAGUCGGGGCCCGUGGCCAGCUCCACAGCAGGAGUGUCCAAAGCAUCCAAAGGCCAAGGGUCUGCUGAAAAGGAGGAGCAGGCAGGAAACCAGAAGAGAGCUCGUCGGCAGUGGGAGUCGUGGAGCGCGGAGGACAAAAACAGCUUCUUUGAGGGGCUCUAUGAGCAUGGAAAAGACUUUGAAGCAAUCCAGAACAACAUUGCAAUGAAGUAUAAAAAGAGAGGCAAGCCAGCCAACAUGGUGAAGAACAAAGAGCAGGUCCGCCACUUCUACUACCGCACCUGGCACAAGAUCUCCAAACACAUCGACUUUGCCAAUGUCUACUCCCGCGUGUUGAAGAAAUCCUCUCAAGAGCUGUAUGGGCUUAUCUGCUACGCGGAGCUCCGUAAAAAAGUUGGAGGCUUAAUGGACGACAAGAACGUGGCAAAGCUGAAUGAACUCAUCCAGCAAGGAGCCACCACUGUGCGUUCCAAGGGGAGGAACCUGCGAAUCAAAGCACCCAUGUGUCGAGCUUUGAAGAAACUUUGCGAUCCGGAAGGCGUUAGUGAUGAAGAGGACCAGAAACCCGUCCGUCUACCCCUGAAGGUGGCGGUGGAGCUCCAGCCCCGCAGUAAUCACUCCUGGGCCCGUGUUCAGAGCUUAGCCCACAACCCUCGCCUAAGGAUGGUGGUGGAGCUUCACAGGAAAGUCUCCAGCCUCAUUGAGUAUCUUAAACAGAAGUGGGCCCACCAAGACCAGCGGAUUCUGAAGAGUCUCAUGGAGAGGGAGGCUCUGGAGGGCAGCCAGUCCAGCGCAGCAUCUCCCAGCAAAGCUCAGCCGGAGGAGCUCUUUCUUUUCCCCGCCGAGAACAGCACCCUGACGACGCUGCCUGGUGUGGCGCGGGUGGUUCACUCCAAAGCCUCCUGCACUGUACACUGGCUAGAGAGUGGCAAGAACAGACCCAAUGCCAAGGAGCUGCCUGCUGCCCAGAUUCUGGGCAUCCAGACAGCGCCGGCCCCUCGGGGCGGCAGUAAGGCCGGGCGAGCAAGCGGCGCUGUGGCCGGCGCCUCAGUGACUGUGACGGGCGAAACCCGUCGGCCCGAACCUUCCAACCAAGAGCCAUUACCGGACAGCUCCGCAAAAGUUGAGGACAAGAGGCCUCCGUCUGUUUCGGUCUCCUCUCAGCAGAGUGCAGCCUUCAGAGAAGAGGGAAUUGGGACGGGCUCCUCCGAGGCUGGCAGGUCCUGCGCCGGUGCGGAGGCUAACAGCAGCGGCACGCCGCUGGUCAAAAGCUCCGAGAAGGUCUGCAGCAGCCCGCCAGAGCCGUGCAAAGAGGAGCCCACCACCAGCACCUCCUCCCCUGACGUCACCCCCAACCCUCCGGCCAAACCUCCGGGGUUCGGCCCGGAGGAGGGCGUGCUGCAGGGCUCUGCCCCGCCAGCCAAAGAACGCACCGUGGAGCAGAUCAGGGAGGAGGGCUGGAGCGCCCGGGAUGCGGAGACCGUCACCCUGGCUGAGCUGUACUUGAUGUCCGGGAAGCCGGGAAAGCUGCAGCUCGAGUACGAGUGGCAGCCAAGCGACGCUCCCCCCAGCAGUCGAGAAAACGGCCAAGCCACAACCCAGCCCCGGCCCAGCAGGACAAACCGAGUGCUGCACUGCCUGCUCAAGCUGGUGUCUACCGAGGUCAACCCCAAACCUUUGGCUCCAGAGAUGUGCUCCACAGCCACGUCGCCCCUAAAGAGUCACCAGGAGGAGCAGAGCCAGGCCCUCACGCCUCCCGGGAAGGCUCCCGUGGCCGGUGUGCGCAGCCCCAGCUGUGGCCGGCAGCAAGCCUCUGUCCGAGUGGCCAGGGCGCACCCACCAAACUCCAGUGCCUCAGGUGGGCGUAACCUUCCUCGCUCUCUCCUGGUGUCGACUGCAGGCAGCGAAUCAGAGGGCAGCGUGUUUGCCGUACCCACCACACUACCCCCCAACAGCUCUCGACACAACAGAAUGUUCUCCCCCAACAAGGAGGCCCAGCUGGCCUUCAGACAGCAGCUCGACUCCAUCAGUAUGCAGUCCGAUCUUUUCCUCUCCAGGCAAAGAAAACCUCGGAACAGACAGCUUCGAAAACCUCUCGUAGUUCAGCGGACACUGCUGCCCAGGACUACAGGGGACACUCCCCAGCACGUCUGCUCCUUCUCCAUCCUCUCCAACUCCUCGGCCACAGGAACCGGAUCUUUCCGGCCAAUCCACACUCGCCUGACUCCUUCCUCCCGCCCCCCCCCUGACCAAAACCUCCCUCUCGGCGUCCAGCUCUGCAGCUGUCAGCCAGCUCUCCAGUGCCAUUGACCUGGCAGCUAAGUCUGCAGGCAUCAUCCCUAGCAGUCCUUCUCGGGAACAAGACUCUCCUUCUGUAGAUAACCGCGCCGUUCUCGCCACACCCAUUGUGGACGCUGCUCCCGACCCCCAACUUCUGCAACAAAAUAUCCCAGAGACUGGUCUGCCCCCGCCGUCUCCUGGAGUUACUGGUGGCGGAGACUCGCUCCUCUCUCCACCCAGCGUCGCCUCACUCCUUGACAUCUCUCUGCCAGGUCCCCCUGAAGAGGCUCUCACCCCCGGAGAACCUCAGACUCACAUCAGUGACUCCAUCAUCGAGCUUGCCAUCAACUCAACACACUACGGUGAGGAGGCGGCUCUGUCACCCGCUAAGCUGGGCAACGGUGACCACUCCAAACUGCUGGCCUCCUCUCCCUCCGUGAGCCCAUCCAGGGGCUGGAUCCCGUCGCCCAGCCAUGACCCCCAGUGGUACCCCAGCGACUCGUCUGACUCCACCCUGGGAUGCCUCCUCUCCAGUAUGGUGUCUCCUGAUAAGGGAAGGCGAACCGCCCUAACCCCCUCCGGCCCCUCCAGUGGAACAGCUCUGCUUGGUCCAAGCCUAUUGGACUGCAAUUCCCAUGAUUCCUUCCAAUCCCGUGGCCUUCCUGAUGUGGCGGAGAUGGACUCUCAGCUGGCCUGCAUGAUGAGCGAGAGCAGCGUGGACUACAUCGCUCGCUUCAAUGACCUGGCUCAGGAGCUGGCUGUGACCGAGCCCUCCAUCCCCCCGCCCUGAGGACCUCCGCCACCAGAAGGACACGCCAACGCUAAAAGGGAGAGGAGGACUCAAGAGGCGGAGAAGGUCCAGCCUCCCCAGAACCACCCCUGCCCCGUUUGUAAAAGUGCAAUAAUGACGGUGAACCGUGGCCAUUAUUAAAGGAAGUUGGUUUCACUGAACUGUUCAAGGUAAAAAGUCCUUUAAAAACUAACACUUCAGACGAAUAAAUGGGUUUACAAAACACAACCUCAUGUACAGGAAAAUACUAUGCCAUAUCUGAACAAAAUAUUUUUAACAGUCUUAUGUCUUGUCCUGCUUUUUCCGUGUGUAUGCGUGUGGGAGUGUGUUGAUCUGAUUUCUCUCAAAAGGGCCCCCCCCACCACCCCAUCCCCAAAACUGUAUAAAUCUGCAAAAGAAAAAGUUCAGUUUGGGUUUUAUUGGCUAAAUUUGAACCGAGCGUGAUUUGAAUUUGGAUUUUACAGCCGCACACAGAACGGCAGCUCAAAGUAGCCCGGAGUUUUCUCUGUCCCCACCACUCACCUUAAACCUCUCUGAAACAGCAGUAGAAACAGAAAAAGCUUCUGUGUUCAUUUUGUUUAUAUAAAGACAUUGAUUUUUUUUUAUUUUUAUGAAAAGUUUCUUUCUUUUUUUUUACAAUUAUCUUUAAAUAUGAAUUUUUCUCAUAUUUAACUUCUAUAGCAGCUAUUUGGAUCUUCUUUCCAACAUGUGCUCUUUUUAAAGAACAAAAAUAUUUUAAACAUGCUAAAAGUAAUUUUACACAUAAAAGUGUUCUGAAGAAUGUAACAAAGCAAACACUAAAGCCAUGCUUGACUCGGCUUGUUUUCACUUUUCCUUUAACUUCUGCUUUCAUUCUUUGAAAAAAAAAAAUAAUCCAACAACAAUAAUUCACUUUGACUAACGUUGGAUUAUUUACAACAAAACAAAGAAACACUAUAGCUAAUGUCAGUGUGAUUGGCUUCUAAACAGUUCAGGUAGUGAGAUUGCAGACAAAAGUUUCAAUAAAGGAAACUUAUUUAAACACGCUUGAAUGGGAACGCAUGUAUUCACAGUUACAAGGAACGAGCAGACGCAGUAAUCAGUGGAAACUGAUGGCUCCUGCCAUCGCCCACAAAUGGGGUCAGAAGAAUUAGCCUUCCUGACCAUCACCCUUAAAAAUAAAAUAAAAACGCUUCACUCUCUCACAUUAGAUUCUUAACAGAGAAUAAAUGGCAGGUUUUGUCUUUGACUCCAGCAGGUUUGUCUUUUUCUGUAGAAGGAUUUGUGUGUACAAAUGGCAAUUCUGACGUCCAAUGCACUUGUGUAACAUAAUGUAAAUUGUUAUUUGGACUAUUUAUUGUUAACAUUUCUGGACAAAAAAGUGUUUUCUGUUUAACUUAAUUAAGGUGACAAGUCAAAAGAAAAAAAAACCUGUUUUAGGUUUUCAGUUUGUAAAAGGUGUUUUUAAUUCUG
Molecule: messenger RNA, 5251 nt
Organism: Menidia menidia (Atlantic silverside)
Lineage: Eukaryota; Metazoa; Chordata; Actinopteri; Atheriniformes; Atherinopsidae
Source: the annotation of a GenBank genome assembly